CCCAGGCCCCCCACCCCGAACACACUCUUGGUUCCUGGGGGUGGGAGACAGGGGCCGGGGAAGUGGAAAACAAUCGCACUUUUCUGGAAAUCAGGCUCCGUAGCGCGGGACAGGGCUGUCAAGGAGAUCAUUGUGCGGAUGAGUGAGUGAUGCAGGUUUCGUUUCUCCAGGGCAGUAUGGGUGUGUGUCCCCUGCUCCUGCUACUCCACGUAGCCUUUGUGGCCCUCAGCACGGCCCAGACACUCCAUGACCCUUCAGGUCCAGUCCAGACCAUCAAACCUACACACCCUCCUCCCACAUCACCCGCUAUAGUCACCCAGGCACCCCCAUCAUCCACCCCAUCUGAGGCACCGUCUCCUGAACUUGUAACAACAGGGCUCAAUGACUCUGUGGGCGUGGUGACCCCAGAGGCUCCCACAGCCCCUCCUGUUGUCACCCCUCCACCUGUGCUCGUCCCUACCGAGGCAACACCCGCCCCCCCAACCCCAUCUGCCACGUCCCCGUCCCUCACCACUGUCAAGACUACAGUUUUGGCUUCACCUGACCCGACACCCACUCAGUCCACAUCAGAGCCUGAGACGGACACUCCAUCGGCCCCUACAGAUGCCACCACAGCUGACAUCAGCAAGCCUCCAGAUGAUGAUGGGCAAGAUGACACUGCGAUCAUGGCGGUGAUGGUUGCCCUGUCCUCUCUGCUGGUCAUUGUCUUCAUCAUCAUUGUCCUGUAUAUGCUCAGGUUUAAAAAGUACAAGCAGGCAGGGAGCCACUCCAAUUCCUUCCGCCUGACCAAUGGCAGAGCUGACGACACAGAGCUUCAGAGUGUGCCGCUAUUGGCUCGCUCUCCUAGUACCAACAGGAAGUACCCGCCCCUUCCUGUUGACAAGCUGGAGGAGGAAAUGAACCGCCGAAUGGCCGAUGACAAUAAACUCUUCCGGGAAGAAUUCAACGCGUUGCCUGUGUGUCCUAUUCAGUCCUCAUGUGAUGCUGCCUCGAAGGAAGAGAAUAAGGAGAAGAACAGAUAUGUCAACAUCCUGCCCUAUGAUCAUUGUAGGGUGCAUCUGACUUCUCUGGAGGGUGUUCCUGACUCAGACUACAUCAACGCUUCCUACAUAAAUGGAUACCAGGAGAAAAACAAAUUUAUUGCUGCACAAGGACCAAAAGAGGAAACGGUCAAUGACUUCUGGAGGAUGAUCUGGGAACAGAACACUGCCACCAUCGUCAUGGUAACCAAUCUGAAAGAGAGGAAAGAGUGUAAGUGUGCUCAGUACUGGCCCGACCAGGGAUGCUGGACCUACGGAAAUAUUCGCGUGUCAGUGGAGGACAUGAUGGUUCUGGUUGACUAUACCAUCCGCAAGUUCUGCAUUCAGCAGGUGGGUGAUGUGUCUGGUAAGAAGCCUCAGAGGCUGGUCACACAGUUUCACUUCACCAGCUGGCCUGAUUUCGGGGUUCCUUUCACUCCCAUUGGUAUGCUAAAGUUCCUUAAGAAGGUCAAGAACUGCAAUCCACAGUAUGCUGGACCCAUAGUGGUUCACUGCAGUGCGGGUGUCGGCAGGACUGGGACCUUCAUUGUGAUUGAUGCUAUGCUGGACAUGAUGGGGGCGGAGAGAAAGGUCGACGUCUUCGGAUUUGUCACACGGAUCAGAGCCCAGCGCUGUCAGAUGGUCCAGACUGAUAUGCAGUAUGUGUUUAUAUUCCAAGCUUUGCUAGAGCACUACCUGUACGGGGACACAGAGUUAGAAGUGACGUCUCUGGAGUCUCACCUGCUAGCUCCUUUACCCGGAGCUGGCUGUGGAGGCCUGGAGGCAGAGUUUAAGAAACUUACCUCCAUUAAAAUCCAAAAUGACAAAAUGAGAACAGGGAACUUGCCUGCCAACAUGAAGAAAAAUCGUGUUUUGCAAAUCAUUCCAUAUGAGUUUAACAGAGUGAUCAUCCCUGUAAAACGAGGGGAGGAGAACACAGACUACAUCAACGCCUCUUUUAUAGAUGGUUAUAGGCAAAAGGACUCGUACAUGGCAUGCCAGGGGCCGCUGCAGCACACUAUUGAGGACUUCUGGAGAAUGAUCUGGGAGUGGAGAAGCUGCUCUAUUGUUAUGCUGACCGAGCUGGAAGAGAGAGGACAGGAGAAGUGUGCUCAGUAUUGGUCUAGUGAUGGUGUGAUGGUUUGUGGGGACAUGUCUAUUGAGUUGAAGAGGGAGGAGGAAAGUGAAAGCUACACUGUUAGGGACCUCCUCGUCACCAAUAACAGAGAAAAUAAGUCUCGUGCUGUGAGGCAGUUUCAUUUCCACGGCUGGCCAGAGGUGGGCAUCCCAUCUGACGGGAAGGGUAUGAUCAACAUCAUCGCUGCAGUUCAGAAACAGCAGCAGCAGUCUGGAAACCACCCAAUCACUGUGCACUGCAGUGCCGGAGCAGGGCGCACGGGGACAUUCUGUGCUCUGAGCACCGUCCUGGAGCGGGUGAAGGCGGAGGGCAUUCUGGACGUUUUUCAGACGGUGAAGAGUCUAAGACUACAGAGACCGCACAUGGUGCAGACACUGGAGCAGUAUGAGUUCUGCUACAAAGUGGUCCAGGAAUACAUUGAUGCCUUCUCUGACUACGCCAACUUCAAGUAAAGGCCACGCCCACCUGCAGAAAAUCAGACAGACUUUCCCAGUCAUGCACUCACGUCCACACUUUCACAAAAACACCGCUAAAUGAGACCGACUGCCAGCGCAAAGCAAAAGGGAAUGAAAAACCUUUGGCCGGCAAGCACGAGAACACGUUGGUGCUGAAGAUGGAAAGAAAACAAACAAAGAAAACACCAUUAGAGAUGCCUUCUUGAAUAUUUUGUAAUAUUGCUCUUGUUAAUAAGGCCCUUACCCGUUUCUCUCAGUGUAAAUAUGCUCUUGUAUUUUUGUUUUGUUUGUUUGGUUUUAGAGGCCGUUUUUAGUGUGACCUUAAUAUAGUUUACUGGUAUAUAAAUGCAUAUAUGAAUAGCGCUAUAGAGACAGCCGUGAAAGAGAGGUAGCAAGAUGAGGGUGCUUUUCACUGGGUGUUUCAAAAAGAACUUCCUUCUUUCUCUGCAGUUGCGUGACUGAAACCUAUUUGAAUGGCAGCUUAAUCCCACUUGCCUGUAGCUACAUAGCACACAACCCGGCAAAAUCAACCAAUCGUGGUGCUUCAGCGACUGUAAACACGUGUAUUCGCGGAAAACCUUCACUGUGCUUUUCGAUUGUUUGCUGGAGUGACAGAUAUAAUUUUAAGUGUUUUGACACUCUCAUUGAGUCCAUUUUUUUUUUUUACAGGGAUCGUUUUU
Molecule: messenger RNA, 3292 nt
Organism: Cyprinus carpio (common carp)
Lineage: Eukaryota; Metazoa; Chordata; Actinopteri; Cypriniformes; Cyprinidae
Product: receptor-type tyrosine-protein phosphatase alpha-like
Biological process (GO): protein dephosphorylation
Molecular function (GO): protein tyrosine phosphatase activity
Source: RefSeq, a predicted model, not a curated record